CGUGGUUAUGUUUGAGCCAAUGGAACAGCCGAAGAGGUCGUAAUCGUAUCGGCAGAUUAUGGGGCGACAAAAACGAGUGAGGUGGCAAGAGAAGAUUUAUUUGGCGUAGAUCGCGCAGCCCUCUAAACUAGCUCGUAGCAACCAGGACAUCAUUUUACAUCCCUAGGACGUAGCGUUCGCACAAGAUAGUGAGCCUGUGAUUCGCCAUGUCGGCCAAAGCCAUUUCAGAGCAGACGGGGAAGGAGUUCCUCUACAAGCACAUCUGCACCUCGGCGGCCGUGCAGAACCGCUUCCGCUAUGCCAAUGUCACCUCGGAGACGGACUGGGACCGCUUGACGCAGGACCACCCAUGGCUGCUCACUGAGCGAUUGGUGGUGAAGCCAGACCAGCUGAUCAAGUGCAGAGGGAAGCUGGGCCUGGUGGGUGUUAACCUAGACCUGGUGGGCGUGCAGGAGUGGCUCAAGCCCCGCCUCAUGAGGGAGACCACCGUGGCAAAAGCGAAAGGCAUCCUGAAGAACUUUCUCAUUGAACCGUUUGUUGCACAUACACAGGAGGAGGAGUUCUACAUAUGCAUAUACGCCACCCGAGAGGGCGACCACGUGCUCUUCCACCACGAGGGAGGCGUUGAUGUGGGGGACGUGGACGCCAAGGCCCAGAGGCUGCUGGUGGGAGUGGACGACAAGCUGAGCGAGGACUCUGUCAAGGAGCAGCUCUUCAUGCAUGUCCCAGAAGACAAGAAAGAGGUCCUGGUCAGUUUUGUUGUGGGUCUCUUUAACCUGUAUGAGGACCUUUACUUCACUUACCUGGAGAUCAACCCACUGGUGGUCAACCAAGAUGGCGUGUUUGUCCUCGACAUGGCAGCCAAAAUUGAUGCCACGGCUGACUACAUCUGCAAGGCGAAGUGGGGUGACGUGGAGUUCCCCCCACCCUUUGGGAGAGAAGCCUACCCCGAGGAGGCUUACAUCGCGGAUUUGGAUGCCAAGAGCGGGGCCAGUCUGAAGCUCACCAUCCUGAACCCCCUGGGAAGGAUCUGGACAAUGGUGGCAGGUGGAGGAGCCUCCGUAGUCUACAGAUCAACCAAGUGAUUUUCACCAAGCAUGGGCAACCCCUCAGAACCAUCCUACUGCUGUUUGAACUAGGCCCGCAUCACUAUUUAGACAUUGAGACCACAUAUGGGUUUGCCUGUCUUUUCUUUGUUGAAGAACAAAUGCAAAUACAUGUGCUUCUUUAAGCACUUGGAAGACUAAACUCAAGGUAGAAUCAGUUUAACAGGUGUCGUGUAAUAUUUCUGAUUCAAAGGGGAGACUUUAUCAUUUCAAACAAUCAACUUUAUUUAAUAUUGAUUAUUUCAAUAACUAAGCUGGUUGAUCCCACACUCCGAAGUGUGAUGCCGAGAGCUCAACGAGCAGAAUUGAGCCACAGUAUUUUAUAGUUAAAACACAUCCUCCUGAAUACGUGACAAACCACAGAUGUCUGGAAUAGGUCAAAAGGUUAGGAUUUGUAUGUGAGAAAGGAGUAUUCCCCCAGCCAGAUAUCAGAUAGAAGACUGUUCCAUUUGUAUAGAAAUCAGGGUUUGGCCCCUAAGACAAGGUUCCUCCAAUCAGCUGUCCACACCAGAGACAUCUUCCUGGUACUUCACAGUAUACAAAUACCAACUCAUUCUAUGGAAUGCAGGGUAUAGGUUUUAUCACCAAGCCAUUACAAAUAAAUUGCUAGCGCAGAGGCCCAACUCAAUCCCGCUGACACAGAUGAGAGAGUACCCAUCAAAGCUAUUUGAUGCAUAAACAGUAAAACAUAUUCUUGUAAUUUUCCUACCAUACAGGUGACAAACAUCUUAUUUUACAUUUGUAACAUAUUGUUGGAGGAUUCCCGGAAUUGUAUUGUCCCCGUCAGGAGCCCAGUCUUUUGCCAUAGAUGGUAGAGUUUUCAUCUCUGGAUCACACAAGCUUAAGAUUGCAUUCUGCUAAGGCACUUGUCUGUCUACAUCGGUCCGCUACAUUGGUGACCUGGGUGGGAUCCUUUCAUUUGACAUUUUAGUCAUUUAGCAGACCCUCCUUUCGAAAGGCAUACAUGGGGCCUGGGCGCACACAUGCUCCUUGAGAGAAGGGAGAAUACUGAAACAUGGGUUGAUGACAGUUCUACAGUCUCCAUCAGAGGCCCAGGCUUUUGGCAUAGAUGUUAAAGCUCAUUUCUGG
Messenger RNA from Oncorhynchus nerka (sockeye salmon), 2195 nucleotides. Its product is annotated as ATP-citrate synthase-like. Gene Ontology annotation, cellular component: cytosol. Bases 207 to 1085 code for a protein of 292 amino acids. The transcript has 9 exons. Lineage: Eukaryota; Metazoa; Chordata; Actinopteri; Salmoniformes; Salmonidae. Gene Ontology annotation, biological process: fatty acid biosynthetic process; tricarboxylic acid cycle; acetyl-CoA biosynthetic process. The record is from RefSeq and is a predicted model, not a curated record. Gene Ontology annotation, molecular function: ATP citrate synthase activity.